AUGACAUUCCUUUUUGCCAACUCUACAUCUACUUUGCAUUGGAAAUUAUUUGAGCACUGCGUGAAUCUAGACACACUUUCAGCUAUUCGUGGGCAAGAGCUUGUUUCAGACUACAUGAAUGAAUCCUUGACCGCAAAAGCAAAAGGAAAAGCAAAGAAGGGAGGAGAAGCCUCUAUAGGAGCUGUUUCGGGUUGCACUAUCCUAAUAUUGUUUCUACUGUGUGAGAGGACAAACAUCAUACAACCAAUCCUUGGCAAGGAGAAAGAAACUCCUGCCAUUCUUAAAUGGAGUCUUGUGGAACUCCACACAAGAUUCAACCAAAUAAAGGACUUGAAUGACAUCGAGGGUAUUUUCAAAACUCCUAAAAAGCGAAAAACUACCAGGGAAGAGGAAGACACUGUUGAGAAGGGUAUUUUGAAAACAUAUAAAAAGAGAAAAACUACCGGAGAAGAGGGAGACCCUCUUGACAAGGAAAAAGAAAAAGAAGAUGAUGAGGGAAAACCUGAUGAUGCAAUUCAAGACCUCUUGGUGAAGUCCAUGACAGACCAAAUCAACUACCGCCAACAACAAGAUCCUAGCUUCGUUUGCCCGGAAAGAUUACAACUGUGGAAGGAUGAAAAGAAUGAAGACAGUGAGAAGAAAAUGAAGGAAUUGUGGGAUAUAUUUAUCCAAGAAGAAAAGAGAUCAAAGGAGCUGGAAGUGGAGUUGGCAACAUACAUAGAGAAAUUAGAUAAUGAAGAAUGUGUGACUGCCACCAUGACAGUGGAAUCUACAGUUCAGCUUAAUGAAAUACAAAAUCUGAAAAGGAGGAUUGCAGAAUUGGAAGGCAAGGAAACUGGUAUUGACAUGGAGAAGAUUGCCAAGAAAAAGGAGAUUCAAGAAAAGUACAAGGCAGAAAUUGAAAGCUUGUUGUCAGACCCAACAAUCUUUGAAAUGGAGAUGGAUCUGCCUACAAAACAACCAACACAACCAGUUGAAGAGAAAGAAGAAGAAAAGAAAGAAGAAGAGAAGCAACAAGAAGAGAGAGAAGAAGAGAAGAAGCAAGAUGCUCCAACACCUGAUGUUCCUUCAAGAGUACAAAGGGUGAAGAACAGAGAAAGAAAGAGGCUUCAAGCAUCUUGCUAUGUGUACGAAAAAAAUAAGAAAACAAAAAAGGAGGCAAAAAAGGAUGAUGAAGAACUACCACAAUUCAAGCUUAUCUCUUCCGAGGAGUUAACACAAGAGGCAUCUCAGCCCGAUGCCACAAAUCCAAUUCCUGACCCCCCUAAAGGAACGAGCCUUCAUGAUUCAAUACCUGUGGAUCUACAACAAUCAAGUGAUGAAGAUGAAGGACAAAAAAAGCAAACAAAGAAAAAACUAGGAUGGGGUCAGAAAAAGGUGUGGCAGAAAAUUCCAAAGCCGGACAGGGAAAGAAUUGAAAAACACUACUUAAGCACUCAACUUCGUGAUAUCUUUUGGGCAGGACUCAAUGAUGAGAAAGUGACAAACCAUGAUCUCAAAGAUAUUGUAUGGGACCUGGAACUGUCACAAAACGUUAUUGAGGCCUAUAUCCAAAUAGAGGAGGAUAAAAUAGAGCCCAUGCAGACAGAGAGUCCACAUGGACUUGGGCUUACAUGCAAAGCUUCCUAGAGCCAUCUUGGCACAGGUUCCUGUAUGAACCCUUACUUGAAAAACUCGGGAAAUGCAAUGUUCUUUUCUUCCCAAUUAUUUCACAAGAAGAGUUCCACUUCACACUUCUCACAUUUCACAAAAAUGAACGAAAGUGGAGACACUACAAUCCACUUAGAUCGUUGGGACGUAGAAAAGAAGAAAGGUGCAUUGACAUUGCUCGAAACUUUGUUAAUAUUGUUGAAGGGUGGCUAGAAUAUAUAAGACCUCAAGCACGAGUGUUCAUAGAAACAAAAAAAAAAACCAACACUUGUGAAUUAAAAGGAAGGGCCCCUAACACUUGUACAAAAAGAUUUGACUCCAAAUGAAGAACUCACUCUCAAAUGGAUUAUGCAAAAUCCAUUGCAGUUUCCAUUUGAGGAUGACAUGGAAUGUGCUCAACAAAGUGCAUCUUCAUUGGAUUGCGGCAUGUUCGUCAUGUUCUAUAUGGAUAAAAUAGCACAAGGACAGCCCAUUCCAAAAAGCGUGGACAAGAAAUUCAUGAAUGAAUAUCGAGCACAAUAUGUCACAAAACUCCUACACCACAAAAACUGUGUAAUUAAUCGUCUCUAGUGAUUUGCCUUUCGUUAACUCAAGACAAUAUGUAUCUUAAUUCUUGUGGAUGUUUGUAAAUAUUUCUAGUUAUGGUAUAUGAGAACAUAUUUCCUAUA
This is a messenger RNA of Prunus persica (peach), 2318 nucleotides long. RefSeq names its product DNA ligase 1-like. The transcript has 11 exons. The record is from RefSeq and is a predicted model, not a curated record. NCBI's taxonomy places the organism in Eukaryota, Viridiplantae, Streptophyta, Magnoliopsida, Rosales, Rosaceae. Bases 1 to 1629 code for a protein of 542 amino acids.